This is a messenger RNA of Poecile atricapillus (Black-capped chickadee), 1146 nucleotides long. RefSeq names its product chromosome 3 C1orf131 homolog (gene FSAF1). The transcript is spliced from 6 exons. The record is from RefSeq and is a predicted model, not a curated record. NCBI's taxonomy places the organism in Eukaryota, Metazoa, Chordata, Aves, Passeriformes, Paridae. The coding region runs from base 1 to 630 and encodes 209 amino acids.
AUGGGGCCGCGGGAGCCGCGCCGCCGGCUGGAGGCGGUGCUCGGCGCCCUCUACGACUUGGGUGGGUACGCGGGGCCGUGCCGGGCGCGGCGCCGGCACCACGAUCCUCCCUGGGGGCCGGGGAAGGGAGGGGAGGCGGGCCGGGCGUGGGCGCUCUGGAGCGGCGGCGGCGCGGAGCUGACCCACGGCAUGUGCUCGGCACAGACCCAAAUAGUGAAUGAAGAGAAAAAUACAGUCAGACAAGAAUUUAACUUUGAAAAGGCUCGCCUGGAAGUGCACAAGUUUGGAAUCACUGGCUACAAGAAGCAAGAGCAACGUGCUUGGGAACGGGAGCGAGCUAUCAUGCUGGGCGCCAAGCCCCCCAAAAAGGCACGUGUGAACUACAAGGCUUACCAAGAGAAACUGAAAGAGAAAAAAGCAGUGAAGGAUGCUAAUAAGGAAAAGGAGCAUAAAGGUGAUUCUCUGAAAAAGAAGAAGAAGCAGAAAGAGCAGAAGGAGAGGAAGGCCAAAAGGAAGAAAUCAGUGCCUAGCAUUUGGCCUGCAGGACAAGUUGGAAAAUUCAGAAAUGGGACCUUGAUUCUGCAAAGCCGUGACAUAAAGAAAAUUAAAUCAUCUAAAGUUAGCAAAUGAACUUCAUGAUAGAGAGUGAAAUGGACAAUAUGCAUAAGAGAAUUCACAUUGCUACCAACACAGACUUCUGGGGCCUUUUGCCUAUCCACCAUAUCCUAAUUUUUUAAUCUUAUUUGUUGUUGCAGGAUUUUUCUGUACCAUUCUGCCUUGGGAUGAAUAUUAGAAUUUACCAUUUUAUAAAUAAAAAUCAGAGUUCUUAUUAAGAAGGUUAUACAGGCUAUUUUUAUUUUUAUUGUUUUUGUCGAAUCAGCUUCUUGGCUGUAAGUAAAAUACUCAUUUGAUUCAUAAAUUAAUGGAUUAAUAUAUAUAUAGCUUUAAUUUCAUAUAGAAGGAAUAUAGAAAAAGCAGUAUCUUACUCACUCUGAACCAGAAGUAGGUGUUCUCCAAACAUUUAUUGGACAUAAAUCAGUUUCUGUAUCCUUAUGGAUUAUUAGUGGAUUUAUGCAUAUGCAUAUUAUGCAUUAUGCAGUGGAACUGCACAGUGAUUUUUCUGUCCAGUAAAACCUCUUAAUGUUU